Coniosporium apollinis CBS 100218 is the source of this 1995-nucleotide messenger RNA. RefSeq lists its product as uncharacterized. Gene Ontology annotation, biological process: iron ion transport; intracellular iron ion homeostasis; copper ion import. The coding region runs from base 1 to 1995 and encodes 664 amino acids. Lineage: Eukaryota; Fungi; Ascomycota; Dothideomycetes. Gene Ontology annotation, cellular component: plasma membrane. The record is from RefSeq and is a predicted model, not a curated record. Gene Ontology annotation, molecular function: ferric-chelate reductase activity. The transcript has a single exon.
AUGGCUGAGUCACCGCAGAGCUGGCUUCGAGCAGCCUUGCGCUUCUCUCUGUCUGCAACCUCACACUCGACCGUCGAUGACGCGUAUCAGAAUCUCUCGGCGAACGCCCAAGUAGACGAGGAUCCGGGGAGGAAUCCAAGGUUCAAGAAGCUGUUCGACGCUGUACUGUUCUCGCGAAGCUUAAUUCUGACUUACAAUCUCGUUCUUGCCGUGAUCUUGGUCUCAGUCGCCGUCGUUCACUGGGGAGGCAAGGCAAGAGAAGCGCGGAGAUGGAGGAUUAGGGCGAUAGCGGCCGGGGGAAGCCAUGCAGCUGAUGUGAUGAGAUCAGACAGGGACGCCGGAGCCAAGAUCCAGGAGGCCGAGCGGAGUAGUAGCUCCUCAUCGAGUAGCACCCUCGAAGGAACAGCAACUCCACCAGACUUCAGGAAAGAUGCUACUUAUGAAGGGGAGCGCCAGCCGCUGCUGUUCCGGCAAGGCCAGAAGCCCUACCAUGGCGGUUAUCGUCUGGUUAAUAACGCUCGGGCAUGGUUGAUGUAUCAGCCUAGAGCAGUUCCAUUCAUCAAGAAAGUCCUCCCCUCGAACGGCCUCACGCUAGCAAUCUUGUUAUUCGUUGGCCUCAAUGUUUUCUACACCUUUUACAAUGUCGAGCUUAGCGUAUUCAUGCUAUUCGUCUUCGCAGAUCGAGCUGGACUCAUGUUUGUAGCUAACCUGCCCAUUCUCUAUUUGUUCGCGGCGAAGAACCAGCCAAUAAAGCUGUUGACAGGCUAUUCUUAUGAGUCUCUGAACAUCUUCCAUCGGCGACUGGGCGAGGUCAUGUGUGUCUUAGCAUUGUUACACUCCGCGGGCAUGGUGGGCGUCUGGUACACUCUCCUUAGGCCCGGUGGCUUUACCUUCGCCCGGUUCAUCUUCAGCAAGAUCAUCUUGCUCGGUCUUGGCGCUUUCUUCUCCUACGAGCUCAUCUACUUCACUUCCCUAGGAAGCUUCCGGCAGCGGUGGUACGAACUAUUCCUUGUCCUGCACGUAGCCUUACAGGCCGCGGCUCUUGUCUUACUCUGGUUUCAUCACUACGACGCCAGAGUAUACGUCGGCGUUGCGCUGUCCGUAUUCCUUGUCGACAGGCUUGUCUUCCGGCUUGGCCUCAAAACAACUUCGAUGCGUGCCUCCCUUACCAUCGCCGAAGACGGAUCAACCGUUCUGCUAUCAAAUAACUGGACCGUUCCCUCCACUGCCCCCUGGCGCAGACUCUUCGGUCAAUCCAUCAAAUACGGAUGGCGUCCAACGGACCACGUGUUCCUCACCAUUCCGUCUUUGUCACACAAGCACAUCAUCCAAGCUCAUCCCUUUACCAUCGCGUCAGCUGCUCCUCGCAGUUCUCUUGCCUCUUCCAAUACUUCUUCGCAGCCACAGCCGCAUGCUUGGCUCACGCUCCUCGUUAGAGCCCAGGAUGGAUUUUCUCGCGACAUCCUCAACUACGCAAAGAGCCACACGUCCGUAGUGUGCAGGCUGGAUGGACCCUACGGCUCCUCUCACGCACUGGAUACUCUUCACAACUCGGACUUGUCCGUCAUCGUGGCAGGCGGGAGCGGCAUAGCUGUUGCGUUUCCGAUCGUCUGGGAGUUACUACAUCCCGCUACCGCCACUGAGGCCGAUAUCGAGGGUAGCAGCCACAAUGACAACAAGAGGAAGGUGUGCUUGAUCUGGGUGGUACAUUCUCGCAGUCAUCUAUCUUGGCUGCCUGAGGAACGGUAUCAGGAAUUGGCAGAUUCAGGAGCAGAUAUAUGUAUACCGACUCCCACGGAGGAGUCUGGUAGGCCGGACGUUGGUGCUCUGGUCAGGCAGAAAGUUGAAGUGCAUAGCGGGGGGCAUGGAAAGUUAAAGGCGGGCGUGGUUGUGAGCGGACCGGAUGCAAUGAAUAGGGAUGUGAGGAAUGCAUGUGCACAGAUGGUGGCCGAUGGGAAGGACGUUGGAGUUGAGGUGGAGAAGUUUGGGUGGUAA